AGGGCAUUGGAUCUCAUUACAGAUUGUUGUGAGCCAACAUGGGAUUUGAACUCAGGACCUCUGGAAGAGCAAUUAGUGCUCUUAACCACUGAGCCAUCUCUCCAGCCCCAGACCCCCUUCUAUACCUUUAGCUACUUAAACUGAAAUUAUGAUGGUUCUGAGAAGAGUCUCUGAAAUGUGGUCAACUAGCUUUUUGGAGGAAAAUGUCAGCCAAGAAAUUAAAAAGGCCUGAGGGUAGAGACUGGAGAUGUUGGACUCACUGCUUUGCAGAGGAACAGUGUUAAAUUACCAUUUUUUUUCUUGGUUCGGUUUGGCUUUGUGCAUCCCUGGCUUUCCGUUAACUACAGAGAUCCUCCUGCCUCUGCCUCUUUAAGGACCUCUGCCAUUACCACUGGAUCGGUUACCACACAACUCCCACUCGGGCACAGCUGCACUCGCAUAUACAUAUGAAAUGUUAAAGCCUGUGUGUGUGUUCGUAUAAGUGUAAGUAAGCAAAAGACUGCGGAUGUAGUCGUUUGUUAUAGAGUGCUCUCCUAGUACACACAUGCGUAAAGUCUUCCUUGGGUUAAAUCCCAGCAUCACGAUAAGAUGGGCGUGGUGGGGACCCUGAAAUAACAAUAGGGUUUGUGUCUCAGGGAGGUAAUUGACAGACGUAACAAUGCUCAGUGAAGCCCCCAUCUAAAGCUCUCUACCUUAGAAAGCCCUCAGACUCAGAGGCUGCUGCCUUUAGGAUGUCUCGAUGUUAUUAUGACAGUCCUCUGCGACUCGAAAAAGCUUUUGUUUUGGAUGGGGUAGCUGUGAGCUCAAUGGCCCACGCCUAUAGCAUCUUGAGGCCCAAGCUAUGGUCCGCAAUUCCGCCUUAUAAUCCUCAACUGGACCACCACGCUCAUAGGUACUUCCGGAGCCACGUGGUCCCGCCCGUUUUGCGGAAAACUGAUCAGGAUCAUGGUGGUACUGGAAGGGAUGGCUGGAUAGUGGAUUAUUUCCACAUUUUUGGUCAAGGACAGAGAUACCUCAAUAGGAGGAACUGGGCAGGAGCAGGGCAUUCGCUCCAGCAGGUGAGUGGGCAUGACUACUACAAUGCUAAUCCGAAGGUGAUCACUGCCGGCUUAAACGGUCGAUUCGGCUACCGCCGGAACACUCCAGCCCUCCGCCAGCGCACAUCGGUGUUUGGAGAGGUCACGCCAUUUCCCAUUUUUUGAAGACAUUGCAUCACAGGUCUUGACCUGCAUCUUCAAGAUAAACUGUCAAUGAUAUUCUAUAUUUUUAAACAUUGCA
Molecule: messenger RNA, 1278 nt
Organism: Rattus norvegicus (Norway rat)
Lineage: Eukaryota; Metazoa; Chordata; Mammalia; Rodentia; Muridae
Source: RefSeq, a predicted model, not a curated record